GAGAAAGCUGCAUGUUUCUGUGAAUGGACCGAGGCUAGCUGGCAGCUCUGAAGCAGGUUUGUGGUCAUUUCGGAACUAAAUACUUACUAUGGCGACCUAAAAAUAACACUUGCACCUUUUGUAGAAACUCUACCUUCAACUGUGCAUCUUUUUUGUUGUUUUUGUCUACUUUGUUUAUUUUAGCGCCCCAGUUCCGUUUCCAUCUCAACAGCUUACAUUUAAUUAUUUUACCUGUAAGGAACCAGCUGCUGCUAGCCUCGAUAUAACCGUCUAUACGUUCAUUUUUUAACACAUUUGGUACCUACACCAGCUGUAGUAUCACCUUAAGCAAACGGAGAUCAGUUUUUGUUUGAGGGGGAAACAUGUCUGGAGCCAAUAGAGGACAAGGAAGCGCGGCUAGCGAGCUUCACAACCAAGAAAACAUGCUGUCAAGACUGAGAGGUUUGAAAAACAGAGCCGCUUCAAAUGAGGACCAAGAGAACCUGCCGCCGAAGCAAGCCGGCAGAACCGUGCUCGGAGCCCUGCAGAACAACCAGCGAAGCAAAACUCAGAACCAGCGCGGCACCAAACAGGAGUCAUCGCAGCCCUUGUCCUGCAAAAACGAAGACUUUGUCAAAAGCUGCUCCGAGAAGCCGCUCGCCAAGCCGUCCACUUUCCAGAUCCAUGUGGACGAGCCUGAUGGCGCCUGCACCAAGAAGCCGCAGCAGGUGGUUGAAGCUGUCAAAGCCAAAGCCAUCCCUGAAGACUCUCCCCUCACAAUCAGUAGUGUGGCUCGGCUCCGACAACCAUUGGCCACCAUUGACAUGCCAUCAGCGAUGGACGUCAGCUUCGACUCUCCUAUGGACAUGUCUGUGAUUGAGGGGGAGGAGAAACCAGUCGAUGUAAAUGAGGUCCCAGAAUAUGCUGCUGAAAUCCACACAUACCUGAGGGAGAUGGAGGUAAAAACGAGGCCUAAAGCGUGCUACAUGAAGAAGCAGCCUGACAUCACCAACAGUAUGAGGGCCAUCCUGGUGGACUGGCUGGUCGAGGUUGGAGAGGAAUACAAGCUCCAGAAUGAGACACUUUAUCUGGCUGUAAACUACAUCGACCGCUUCCUUUCUUCCAUGUCUGUCCUGAGGGGGAAGCUUCAGCUGGUUGGCACUGCUGCUAUGCUGUUGGCUUCGAAAUUUGAGGAGAUCUAUCCCCCAGAGGUGGCAGAGUUUGUUUACAUCACAGAUGACACCUACACCAAGAAGCAAGUGCUAAGAAUGGAGCACCUGGUGCUGAAAGUGCUCUCCUUUGAUCUGGCAGCACCAACGAUCAACCAGUUUCUCACCCAGUACUUCCUCAAUCAGUCAGUUAACAAACAGGUGGAGAGCCUGGCAAUGUAUCUUGGGGAGCUCAGUCUGGUUGACUCAGAUCCCUUCUUGAAGUACCUCCCAUCACACACAGCUGCUGCAGCUUACACCCUGGCAAACCACACAGUGACUGGGGGCUCAUGGCCAAAAUCCUUGACUGAGAUGAGUGGCUACUCACUUGAAGAUCUGAUGCCAUGCGUUGAGGAUCUGCACAAAACUCUUGUCAAAGCUUCUCAGCAUGCCCAGCAGUCUGUUCGGGAGAAAUACAAGGGACCAAAGUACCAUGAAGUUUCCCUCAUCGAAGCUCCAGCUACUCUGCUGCUACACUAACUCCUCCCCUUGUCAAUGUAGAGUUUUGUAUUCUGUCAGUCUUUAAAACUUUUUUUUUUAAUGAUGUGUGCCACAUUUUCAAAUGCAGCCUGCUCUUUUUGGAGUAGCGUUACAUGUUUCAUGAGGUUUUUAGGCAUUUUUAUAUUCUAUCCUGACAUCCAUUCAGACGCUACUGUUGUGUUGGUGAAUCAAGCAGUUUUAAUGUUGACUUUUAAUCCCAGACAAAAUGUAGAGGUCUUAGCACCACUUUCUGCUUUCCAGCUACACCUUAACAUCCCAAUAGACCUGUGAAUGUACUCAAACCCAGAACCUGUUUUUUCAAAUUUUUUGGUUGAGUUGAUUCCAGUUCUUGCUGGUUCACCUUGAUGGGUGUAACUGAACUAUGACCUCACUGGAUGCAGAUUAAAGUACAUUUUGUCUGUAAUUGAGUCAGCUGUCUCAUUACAUUGGUGUCUUGGAAGUUUACAGCUUUUCAAGGUACCAUCUGCACUGUAAAAUAUGGCUCUUGUAAAUAAAAUUCAUUUAAAGUAA
Messenger RNA from Centropristis striata (black sea bass), 2198 nucleotides. RefSeq names its product cyclin A2 (gene ccna2). The record is from RefSeq and is a predicted model, not a curated record. Gene Ontology annotation, biological process: regulation of cyclin-dependent protein serine/threonine kinase activity; mitotic cell cycle phase transition. The coding region runs from base 363 to 1667 and encodes 434 amino acids. Lineage: Eukaryota; Metazoa; Chordata; Actinopteri; Perciformes; Serranidae. Gene Ontology annotation, molecular function: cyclin-dependent protein serine/threonine kinase regulator activity. Gene Ontology annotation, cellular component: cytoplasm; nucleus; cyclin A2-CDK2 complex. The transcript has 8 exons.